AGACAUCUUCUCAGUUCGUGACCUUGGUCCAAGAAGGGAAGGAAAAAGUUUUUUCACGUGGGGUCUCCUUUUUGGCUUGACCCGUCCUUUUUCUGCUCAUUCCACUUUCAAUAACCAUGCUGCCGCCACGGAUUUUAUGUUCGAGGCAGCUGCUGUUAAACGUAUUCGUUAUACUUCUACUUCAUUUUACGGAGGCAAAUAUUCGACAUAGUAAACGACACGUUACACAUCACAAGUUUCCAAACAGCAGCAUAGCCGUGGGUUUACAUUCCAGUGCAGACGAUGAGGGACAUUGGAAAGAAUGGAGUGAUAUAAGCGAUUGUUCUAGGACGUGUGGUGGAGGAGUAGCUUUCCAGACUAGGACGUGUUCUGUGACAAAUCAUGAUGGAACUGAAGCUUGCAAAGGACCCACCAAGAGAUUUAUUUCAUGCAAUAUUCAGGAUUGCCCAGAGGGAUCUCGUGAUUUUCGUGAAGAACAGUGUGCGAAAUUUGAUUCCAUACCAUUUGGUGGAAAAUAUUUUACCUGGAUUCCUUACAAGAAAGGGUUCAAUGAAUGUGAACUUAAUUGUAUGCCAAAAGGAGGAGAUAAAUUUUACUAUCGACAUUCCCAAGCAGUUGUGGAUGGUACAAGAUGUAGAGAAGAUUCUAAUGACAUUUGUGUGCAAGGAGUUUGCAUGGCUGUUGGAUGCGACUUGAUGCUUGGCUCUGAGAUUGUUGAAGAUAAAUGUCAAGAAUGUGGUGGGGACGGUUCUAACUGUAAAACUGUUCAAGGGAUUUUUGACCAAUUAAACCUACAAGUAGGUUACAAUGACAUCAUAUUAAUACCGGUUGGAGCUACAUCAAUUGAAGUCAAGGAAUUACAGCCAACAAAUAACUAUUUAUCUAUUAGAAAUUCUUCUGGGUAUUACUAUUUGAAUGGAAAUUGGCAAAUUGAAUUUCCAAGAAAGAUGAAAUAUGCAGGUACUUAUUUCUACUAUGAAAGAAUACCUCAAGGGUAUGUUGGAUUAGAAUAUAUUCAUGCCACUGGACCUACUACGGAACCCAUAUAUAUUUCUCUUUUGUAUCAGCAAAAGAAUAUGGGUAUUAGCUAUGAAUAUUCAAUACCUUUAGGAGUGAGCAAUACUCAACCUGAUAAUUAUGUAUGGGUCUAUUCCAAUUUCGGAUCUUGUAGUAGUACGUGCGGUGGUGGCUUACAAACCAGAAGGGUUAAUUGUGCGACAUCAAACUCCUAUGAAGUUGUAGCUGAUUAUCUGUGUGAUUCUCAUACAAAGCCACCUAUUAAUCAAACAUGCAACCAUCAGCCAUGCCCUGCUCACUGGCAAGUUUCAGUAUGGGACGAAUGUUCCAAAUCAUGUGGAGGUGGUGUACAGUACAGGCAAGUUCAUUGUCAAAGAGUUGCCCAUGGUAUGCCAGUUGUGGUACCUGAUUCUGAGUGCUUAUCCAAAGAAGGAGAUAAACCUUUGUACGCUCGGGCAUGUAGUGACAACCCUUGUCCAGAAUGGAAAGUUGGAGCAUGGUCAGAAUGUGAUAAAUUGUGUGGUGAAGGCUUGCAAAAACGGCACAUAUCUUGUGUGAUGAAAAUCGGUGAGCAGGAGAAAAAUAUAAAUCCAGAAUUUUGCCAAGAGGAAAGACCAGCUGACCAAAAGCAAUGCAUCUUAAGACCUUGUGAGGAAACAGAAUGGAUUGUAUCUGAGUGGAGUGGGUGUGAUGGUGUUUGUGGUUUGAGUAUGGAAUCUAGAGAAGCAUUUUGUGCCAGUCAAGAUGGAAAGAUACAUAAUGAUGAGAUGUGCAUCGGCAAAAAUAAGCCUACUUUGAAAAAACAGUGCCCAAAUCAUGUGCACUGUGAACAUAUGUGGCAUGCCUCUGAAUGGAGUGAGUGUUCAGCAAAAUGUGGUAAAGGUAUGAAAUCCAGGACAGUGUUUUGUGGCUCUUGGAAAGGUGGAGAAAUUCAUAAAGUUGAAGAUCACUUUUGCCAUGAUUCAAAAAAAAUGCAAGCCCAUGAAGAUUGUUUUGGCAAAAAAUGUCAUGGUGCUUGGUUUACAGGACCUUGGACUAGGUGCUCUGUACCAUGCGGUGGAGGACAACAAACACGUAAAGUGAUGUGUUUGUCUGAAAAUAAAGCUGUGCCUCAUGAUGAAUGCAAUAUUCAACAACAGCCAUUUGAUUUUCAAGUUUGUAACAUGCAUCCUUGUGAUGAAGAUGAAGUGAUGAUAGUUGGUGGUUGUCACAAAUCUAAGCAUGGUUGCUGUGAAGAUGGUGUGACUAUUGCUGGGCCAAAUUAUGAAGGUUGUCCUUUUGUUUCUCCUAAGCAAAAAUGUAAUGAAACAGAAUUUGGAUGCUGCAUGGAUGGAAUUACUCAUGCAACUGGACCAUUCGGACAAGGAUGCCACAAAGCUGUAGGUUGCGCUGAAUCCAUUUUUGGUUGCUGUCCUGAUGGCAUAACAGAAGCUCAAACUGAUGACAAAAGUGAUUGCUAUGAAAACUGUGAAAAUUCUAUUUGGGGUUGUUGUCCAGAUGGUCGAACUCCUGCUCUAGGUGAAAACAAAGAAGGAUGCCCAAGUACAAAGGAGAAUUGCAAAUCCUCCUUAUUUGGCUGUUGUCCUGACGGAUACACAACAGCUACUGGAUCUGAUUAUGAAGGCUGUGAAUUAGAUGUUUCAUCUGGUGAAGAUUGUACUUAUUCUGAGUUUGGCUGCUGCCCUGAUGGAUUUACUCGUGCGUUAGGAAAAGAUAUGCUAGGAUGCCUUGAGAAGCAUAAAGAAUCUGAUUCAAGAUUAUGCAUUCAUUCCCUUCAUGGAUGUUGUCCUGAUGGUUUAACAGCAGCUGAAGGCCCUGAUAUGUUAGGUUGCUUUGAAGGUAGUGGAGAUUUUGGAUAUGAUUGCCAAAAUACCUUGUAUGGAUGCUGUCCUGAUAAUAUUACUCCUGCUAAGGGACGUAAUUUUGUAGGCUGUAAGAAAUUGUUAACUAAUGAUACAAGUUUGAGAAGUAAGGAAACUGAAGACACUUUUAAGUCCUCAUGCACCACAUCAACUUAUGGUUGCUGCUCAGAUGGCAUCACGUUUGCUUCUGGUCCGAAUGGACAUGGCUGCUGUCAUUCAACAACAUUUGGAUGCUGCCCCGAUAACAUUACUGUUUCUACUGGGCCUCAUCAUGCUGGUUGCAGUUGUAACACUUAUCCUUUUGGUUGCUGCCCUGAUGGUGUUACGAUUGCUAGAGGUCCAAGAGGGGAAGGUUGUUUGUGUCAACAUUCAACUUAUGGCUGUUGUCAAGAUGGAUUUACAUAUGCUAAAGGCCCAGCAAUGGAAGGUUGUGAGUGUAAAGAUAUGCUGUAUGGCUGUUGUGAAGACAAUUUAACACCGGCCAUGGGACCUAAUGGCAAAGGCUGUGAUUGUCAUAAACUUCGAUUUGGUUGUUGCCCUGAUGGUUUUACAGCUGCAAGAGGUCAUGGUUAUGCUGGUUGUCCAUGUAAAAUGACUCCUUAUGGAUGUUGCCCAGAUGGUAAAACUGUUUCUAAAGGGCCAAAUGUAGAGGAUUGUCCUUGUGAAGCUAUGACUCAUGGUUGCUGUCCUGAUCACAAAACAGCAGCUAAAGGACCAUAUAAUGAAGGAUGUCCAUGCUAUUCUCUUCUUCAUGGUUGUUGUCCUGAUAAUCAAACUGCUGCUAAUGGUCCUAAUUACCAUGGAUGCCACUGUAUGACUAUGCCUUAUGGUUGCUGCCCAGAUAAACAAAUGUCAGCAAGUGGUCCCAAUUUCCAAGGAUGUCCUUGUACUUCAAUGCCUUAUGGAUGUUGUCCUGAUGGAAAAACUGUAGCUAAAGGCUUAGGAUAUGAAGGUUGCCCAUGCAUUUCAUUCCCAUAUGGGUGUUGUCCAGAUGGUGUAACUCCAGCAAGAGAUCAGAAUUUUGGUGGAUGUAAAGGAAAUAAGAAAGUUCAUAAAAAUUUAGUAACAGUUGAUGUCUGUAGUUUACCUAAAGAGAGAGGAGGAUGCCAUAAUUUCAGUGUCAAGUGGUAUUUUGAUGUGUCAUAUGGUGGCUGCAGCCGUUUCUGGUAUGGCGGUUGUGAUGGAAAUGGCAAUCAGUUUAACUCACAAGAAGAAUGUGAAGAAGUAUGUGUUAGUCCUGAAGGGGAUGAGGCCUGUUUGCUACCAAAGGUUGUCGGACCGUGUAAAGGAUCUUAUCUAUCUUGGUUUUAUGACCAAGAUUUGGAUGCUUGUAAGAGUUUUAAUUACAGUGGCUGCCUUGGUAAUAAUAAUCGAUACAAGAGUAAAGAAAAUUGUGAGAGUACAUGUGUUAAGCAACCUGUACUUGAUGCAUGUGAUCAACCUAAGGAUAUAGGACCAUGCAAAAAGGUAGCCCAGAGAUGGUUUUUCCAUAAAGAAGAGAAUUUGUGCAAACCUUUCAUUUUUGGUGGUUGCCAGGGCAACAGCAACAAUUUUGAAAGUGAAAAAGAAUGUAUUCAUAGAUGUCUGAUCUCCAAACCAAAAGAAUUUACUACUAUUUACAAUGCUACAGUUGGUUCCCAAGUAACAAUGGUAUGUAAAGCGGCACCCACUACGCCAAAUGAUGAGGCAGUAUUGUUGCUGUGGUACAAAGGAGACAGUGCUUAUCCCAUACAUGGCGUGGAUCGAAGAGAAAAUAGUGAUGGAAAGGUUACAGUAGCAAGCCGGGGAACUGAUCCAAGAUACAGCGUUCAAGAUAAAAAUCACAUGACUGCCUUGACUAUUCACAAAAUCCGCAGAGAGGAUGAAGGACAAUAUAGAUGUCGUAUUGAUUUUAAAUUUGGUCCCACCAGCAAUAAGUUUAUGAAAUUAACCGUUACAGAACCAGGUGUGUGCAGUUUACCUCAAGCCAUUGGAAACUGUUACCAUUUCAGAGAGAGGUGGUAUUACAAUUCUUUUGAGAAAAAAUGUCAAAGAUUUUAUUACAGUGGUUGCGGCGGUAAUGAAAAUAACUUUGCAUCAUAUUUAGAAUGUGAAAAGCAGUGUCAUGUAUCCGUAGACGAUAAAUUUUCAGAAGAAUUUAACUUAGAUGUGUGUUCAUUUGAACCGGAUGGUGGUCCUUGCAAUGGAAAAAAGAUUCAAUGGUUUUAUGACAAAGAUGGUGUAUGCAAGCAGUACUACUACGGUGGGUGUAAAGGCAAUGGAAACAGGUUCAACACCAAAAAAGAUUGUGAACAGAAAUGUACUGCUUCUCAAGAUAUCUGCAAACUUCCUAAAAUUAGAGGUGCCUGUAGUGGAUCAUUUUCUCAGUGGUAUUAUGAUAAAGAUGUAAAAGCCUGUCAAGAAUUUUCCUAUAGUGGAUGUCAGGGAAAUGCAAAUCGUUUCAAUGACAAGGAAACUUGUGAAGUCCAAUGUAAAAACGCUCCUAUCCUUGACAACCUUCAGUCUAAAGAUCCUUGCACACAAAGUAAAGAUCCUGGUCCUUGCUUAGGAUAUUUCUUAGUGUGGUACUAUGAUUCAUUCGAUAUGUCUUGUCGAACAUUCAUUUAUGGUGGAUGUUUAGGAAAUAACAACAGAUUUAGUACAUUACAAGAAUGUGAAUCAAAAUGUCACACUAAUAGUGCUUCAGCCAUACGAAAAGCAAAACACACGAUCAGCAAUGAACCAGUCACAGCAGCUGCAUCAUUUAUAACGAAUGAAGAAAUUUGCCGACAGCAGCCUGAUGAAGGUCACUGCAGUUAUUCUCAAAGCCGAUUCUACUAUGAUCCCAUGAAGCAAAUGUGUCUUCCAUUUGUAUAUAAAGGAUGUGGUGGAAACAAAAAUAGGUUCAAAUCAGCAGAUUUGUGUAUGAGAUUCUGUUCUGGCAUCGAGGGACCUGGUGUGGUUAGAGAUGCUGCUGCAGAAACUGUUCCUGUAGAGAUAAACAGAAAUUGUCCAGCCUCCAACUGCGUUCAACUUCAGUGUCCACAUGGUAUUGAAGAAGUAGUAGACAUCAGGGGCUGUAUAUCAUGUUUGUGUACAAAUCCUUGUGAGGAACACAAUUGUCCUGAAGGUUCUCAAUGUGUUAUUGAAAAACAUAAAUCAGCAGAUGGAGAAUAUCAGUCACAUCCAUUAUGUCGUUUAAAAUCUAAGCGUGGUCAAUGUCCUGCUUCACCAUCUGAGCACCUUUUGAAUGGGACAUGUCAUGAUAGAUGUCAGUCGGACGCAGACUGUCCAGGAGGAUUGAAAUGCUGUCACGUCUCUUGUGCAAGAAUCUGCGUUUUACCUUUACUACCAGAUACAUUGGAAAGUUAUGAGGAAAACUCCAUUGAAGAUACAGAUACUGAAGCACCUCCUCAAAUUUUAUCAGCAAGAAAAGACGUGGCUGUGAAGAAGGGAACUCCUGCACUAUUAAGAUGCAUAGUGAAAGGUUAUCCGGCACCAAAAGUCACUUGGCAUCACAGAAAUGAACCUUUGAGCACAGAUGACGGGGAUUUCAAAAUAUCAGUGGAUGGCUCUCUGCAUAUAAUGGCUGUGAAAGAUUCUCACGGUGGAAUGUACUCAUGUACGGCCGAAAAUGGUAUCGGAAAAUCAGUCACUAAGUUCUUUAACCUCAUUGUCUAUGUGGAUACUCAAGUAAACAUUUCUCUGGUGACAACAAAUUAUCAAGCUAAUUCCUCCUUACAACUUGAUUGCAUCGUAAAAGGUACACAGCCGAUGAUAGUUUCAUGGCAUUUGGGAUCAAACAGCCCUGAACUGGAAUCAAACGAACACAGGCACAUCUUUGACAAUCAUACAUUAUAUAUCUCAUCUGCUCAAUACAAUGACAGUGGAACUUACAUUUGUGAGGCUCAAAAUCAACAUGGAAAAGCAUCUGCAUCAUAUGACAUACAAAUUCAUGAUGUUCCCAUACCCUCAACGUGCAAAGAUAGUCCAUUUUUCACAAGUUGCGCAAUGAUCGUAAAGCAAAACUACUGCAUAAAUCCUACUUAUGCCAAAUUCUGCUGCCUCUCUUGUACGAUAUCAGGGCAACUGUUGAAAGCAAAUGAUGAAACUGUGUCGUAGUCCCAAGAAUUAAACUAUAGUGACACUAUCAUAUUUUGUAAAUGUUUGUAGGAACAAUUCUGUACCUCAAAAUGAGGGGUAUCUCAAGUUUCGGUAGUUUUUACCACCGAUGUUUACAUUUUUGUAUACAUUUUGUCUCUUCUUAACAUUUGUGAUGCGGAGCAGUGAAGUUAAAAAUCAUUUUAUGUGAGUUGCAAUUCAUGUCUGCAUUUCUCUGUAAAUUAAAUCUUUAUGUUAUUUUCUUUCCA
Molecule: messenger RNA, 7228 nt
Organism: Parasteatoda tepidariorum (common house spider)
Lineage: Eukaryota; Metazoa; Arthropoda; Arachnida; Araneae; Theridiidae
Product: papilin
Biological process (GO): extracellular matrix organization; transforming growth factor beta receptor signaling pathway; proteolysis
Cellular component (GO): extracellular region; extracellular matrix
Molecular function (GO): receptor antagonist activity; metalloendopeptidase activity; serine-type endopeptidase inhibitor activity
Source: RefSeq, a predicted model, not a curated record